Messenger RNA from Polyodon spathula (Mississippi paddlefish), 1098 nucleotides. RefSeq names its product peptidyl-prolyl cis-trans isomerase FKBP14-like. Gene Ontology annotation, molecular function: calcium ion binding; peptidyl-prolyl cis-trans isomerase activity. The coding region runs from base 111 to 758 and encodes 215 amino acids. The transcript is spliced from 4 exons. NCBI's taxonomy places the organism in Eukaryota, Metazoa, Chordata, Actinopteri, Acipenseriformes, Polyodontidae. The record is from RefSeq and is a predicted model, not a curated record.
GUGUUUUUAGUCGGUUUGAGUUGCCACGUCGCGUUGGGUAAGCGUGGUAAUAGAUAGUUAAGAGCAGGUAUUUCGUUUGCUUAAUUGAAAUUAAUUUACAAAGUAGUGAAAUGCAUGCAGAAAUGUUGCUCAGUACAUUGCAGUUAUUUUGUACUGUGCUGUUGGGAAUUGUGAAUGGAGCAAAACUCCCGGAGCCAGAAGUUAAAAUCGAAGUGAUACAUAAACCUUUCAUCUGCCAUAGGAAGUCAAAGUACGGGGAUAUGCUGCUUGUACAUUUCGACGGGUACCUGGAAAGCAAUGGAACAUUGUUUCAUUCAAGCCGUAAAGAAGGAAAUGGCCAGCCUAUUUGGUUCACUCUUGGAAUAAGAGAAGUUAUUAAAGGCUGGGACAAAGGCAUGCAGAACAUGUGUACAGGAGAAAAGAGAAAGCUAACGGUUCCUCCAUCCCUUGCUUAUGGCAAAGAUGGGAAAGGGAAGAUUCCACCAGACAGCACUCUGAUAUUUGAAAUGGAGAUUUUGGAGAUAAGAAAUGGACCAAGAUCCCAUGAAUCUUUCCAGGAAAUGGACCUUAAUGAUGAUUGGAGGCUGUCCAGACAGGAGGUAAAAGAGUAUUUGAGGAAGGAAUUUGAAAGACAUGGAUAUGCUCCCAAUGAUACCCAUCAUGAGAACAUGGUUGAAGACAUUUUCAAGAAGGAAGAUGAAGACAGUGAUGGAUUUAUAUCUUCCAGGGAAUUUACCUACAAGCACGAUGAGCUGUAGAAUGGAGGCAUUUAGAAACAUUUCUCUUGUAUUCCUCACCCGAGUACAGAUUUUAGCUGGAGAAUUUUGUCUAAUAAGGACGAAACACUCCUUCUGACAGAUAUCUAAAGAAACAGAGCUAGGUUUCACUUUGUGAAAAUACAUAACAUGCUUUUAUUUUGGACUGAUUUUAGAAUCAAUAGUUUUUAUGCCUUUUACUAUUUUUGAAUGAUUGUUUUGAUCCAUUCUAAAGAAACAUGUUUACUUUGUGCAGCAUGGUUGUAUGUGUAACUUUUGAAAUAAACAGUUUUUUUGAUAAAGUAUUUUAGUUAAUGUUAAAAAUGAUUGUUGCUUUUCUACA